AUGCUGAAAUCUUAUACCACCAAGGUUUGUGUGGUGGGCGCUGGAGUGUCGGGACUCAAAGCUGCUCACACUUUGCUUCACGGUUCAGGGAUCUCGUCUACUGACGUUAUUGUGCUCGAGGCCCAGAAUCGUGUGGGAGGACGAAUCUUGACUGAUUCUACCAGGUCGAAAUUGGGUCUCAAGUAUGAUAUGGGCGCCGCGUGGUUCCAUGACGCUUUAACCAACACGGUACUUUACGACAGCAUUGCUGAUGGUACUUUCAAUGUGGCUAAAGACGGAUAUUUCGACGAUAAAGAUGUUGCGAUGUACUCAUCAGAGAACCAUGGUAAGAUCGACUGCAACGAACUCAAAUUGCACAGAAUUGUGGAGGAUAUAGAGCGUUUUAUUGAGAUUCACUAUUCAGAGUCGUUAGAUGUGCCCGAUGUGUCGUUGGACGAUAUGGUGGACAUGUAUGUUGCAAAAUACGGAAUAUUCUUAACCCCGGCCCAGAAAAAGUACUGUGGCCGUUUGCUUCGGUACAUGGAGCUUUGGUACGGUAUUCCACUGAGCAAAAUCAGCGGAAAAUAUGCGGUCAUGAGCCACCAGGGACGUAACUUGUACAACAAGAAAGGAUAUGGAUUCAUCAUCGAUAAGUUGAGUUCUCAAAUCAAUUGUCCUGUAAUGUUGGGUGAGCAGGUAGAUGAAAUUCGCCGAAACGUCAAGAAGGGACCCAGAAACCACACAUUGACUACUGUGGCAGGUACGACUGUCCACGCAGAUUACAUCGUGGUGACUGUACCACACAGUGUCCUUGACCUUCCAGCAAAGCACGAAUAUGGAAUUACAUGGACACCCAGUCUUCCUAAGGCGCUCACUGAUUCGCUUCUGGGUAUGCACUUUGGGGCAUUGGGAAAGGUGAUUCUCGAGUUCGACCAUAUCUGGUGGGACAACACCCAGGAUCGUAUUCAGGUUCUCGCAGACCACGCGAAAGUACAAGAAUCAGAGGUUCCUGUGCCAUUCCAGUAUCCAAUCUAUGUUGUUAACUAUGGACGUGUGCACCAAGGCGCUCCAAGUUUGGUGAUUUUGAUCCAGGCUCCAGUAACAGAUUACUUGGAAGCCAAUCCUGAUAAGGCGUGGGAGUAUAUGAAGCCAAUGUUGGAAACGAUCAAGGUGAGCGAGAUUUCUGAGCCCAUCAACGUUCUUGUGACCGAGUGGACUCAGAACCCCUAUGCUAGAGGGUCUUAUACGUCUGUUUACGUGGGGGACGACCCUAGCGACCAUGUGAUCCAAUUAUCUGGAGAACACGAUUUCUGUGGUAUGGGAUCGGCUUCUACAAUUAGAUUUGCUGGCGAGCACACUAUAGGCGAUGGAGCUGGAUGUGUCCAUGGAGCGUAUAAUAGUGGAACCAGAGCAGGUGAAUGGAUAUUGUCAGAUAUUGCUAAGAACGGGAACUCCAAUAAACUCUAA
Messenger RNA from Sungouiella intermedia, 1446 nucleotides. NCBI's taxonomy places the organism in Eukaryota, Fungi, Ascomycota, Pichiomycetes, Serinales, Metschnikowiaceae. The record is from the annotation of a GenBank genome assembly.